Molecule: messenger RNA, 294 nt
Organism: Thelazia callipaeda (thelaziosis nematode)
Lineage: Eukaryota; Metazoa; Nematoda; Chromadorea; Rhabditida; Thelaziidae
Source: the annotation of a GenBank genome assembly
AUGUUCAGCGGACCGGUAAUAAUUAUGGAACUUCGUUGUACUAGAAGUAAUGCAAUCGAUCGAUGGCGUGAGUUGAUGGGGCAGUCAAAAAUGCUGCAAACAUUACAACCUCAAAAUCGGUCAUCGUUGAGAGCUCGUUUUGGGCUUUCUGACACACGUAAUUUGGUGCAUGGAGCAGAUUCACAAGAGACGGCCAACUAUGAAUUGAAUUUGUUCUCACCGUUUCCAAAACCUUCUCUAAAGACUCUACUACCGGAUGAUCCUCAGUUUACAUUUGUUUCUUGUUAUAAUUAA